Megachile rotundata (alfalfa leafcutting bee) is the source of this 5285-nucleotide messenger RNA. RefSeq lists its product as uncharacterized. Gene Ontology annotation, cellular component: extracellular region. Lineage: Eukaryota; Metazoa; Arthropoda; Insecta; Hymenoptera; Megachilidae. Gene Ontology annotation, biological process: central nervous system formation; innate immune response. The record is from RefSeq and is a predicted model, not a curated record. Gene Ontology annotation, molecular function: Toll binding; growth factor activity.
GACAGCAGCAGCAGCACACACGGUUUCGCCGCUGCGGAGAAGCCUCGCUGCUCUCGCUCGGAGCAGUCUGCGGCGAUCAUCGCUCCUCACGGUGUUCCGUAUGGCCAUGCGUCGUCCCGACAUUCUCGAUACCACGCUCAAAUUCAUCGUCGACCCUGCGCGACACUCUACCGUCGCCGUCGCUCCCGAAGAAGACACCCUGCGACACGAGAACGGUGCUGGAGAACGAAAUUCCGCUUGCGUUCGAAAAACCGAGGUACCACGCGCGUCUGACCGACGAACCGAUGCACGCUCGAGGAGUUCUCAAAGCUCCGAAGAGUUUCGCGAAUUAAGGCCGUCCGGAGAGUGCAAACGCGGUGGUGAAUCGACGCUCGGUAAACGGUUCGAGGACACCGAACGGACGGUAUUCGUUGACGUUUUCUUGAUCCACGUCGCACACGCACCCCGAAGUCGCCACGCGGGAGGACCAACUCGCACGCCGGGUCCACCUAUCGCUCGACGACUCGACGAUCGAGUCAGUGUUACUCUUGAUUUCCGCGCGAGCGCCGGUCUCGGCUUACCGGAGACGAUACCCACGCUCCGCUUCAUUCGUUUUCGACGAUCCUCGCCGUUUCGCUCGCCGUGCGAUCGUACCCGUCAAACGGAUCCUCGGGGAAAAUCGAGCCAAGUGCAGUUCCGCGGUUUCGAUCCCGUACGCGUCGUGUGAAGGGAAGAAAAUGUUCGGUGUUAUCGAUUUAUGGAGUUUCGUUUACACGAUAAUCUUAUGCCGGAGACUUGCCGGAAGACUCGAGGAACGAGCGUGUCCGUAUAGUCAAUUUAUAUGGUGAUUCUUCGUAAUAAUCCCCCUCGGAUCAUCGGAUUAUACGCGGAUGGACGAUCGAACGUUAGACGAAAUGUUCAGUUUCAAGGUGAACCAGUGAGAUUUCCGUGGCACAGUUAUAUCCGUAUUUUCCACCGAAAACCACGGAGACGUUUCCCGAACGAAAGAAACUCUGCUUACGAUGUUCGCUUUUGUGCUCCGACUACGAAUACGUCGACUAAUAUACACUGGGAGAUAAACCGUUAUCGAAGUAUGUGUACCGUGAUCUGUAUCGAUUCGAUAAACGUAAUUCUUCCGUUAUUUUCAUGCCUCGAGAGGAAUUCGAUCGCUCUUUUCCCGAUCGUGCUCGUUUUCGUUAUCGACGCACGCGGUCGCCGACAAUUCGGAUACGCGCGUUUUUACGAGAAGGAAUAUCGGUGAUUCAGUUUCGACAUCGAUGCACGCCGUCGUGAGAAAAUGGGAAAAUCGUUCGGAACGGUUACGUGCACCAGCAACGACGGUUACGACAAGAGGUGAUAGACGGAAGUGAAAAGAUCGCGAGUGGCGCCAGUUUAAUUUCUAUCCUCCGAUAUAAUUAUUCGGACCAACCUGAACGAGUAUUACGUAACGUCAAGAAGAAAUUGUACCAUCGCGUAUGCGUGUGUCCACGCGUGAAGAGUCUUGAAUUUCGUGCAAACGCGAUAAUGGCGGAGCGGAGGAGAGCAGAAUGCAAGAACGGGAAAUUCCGACUGGUGAAUUCUGCGAUUUAUGAAAAAGGCGCGACGCAACGGUCGCGUUAGAACGAUCAACAAGAAGGUAACAGGUUUUGCAAGAGGAUUCAGAGCGCUCGAAACGAAGCCGAACACGAACCGAAGAAUCCAUCCGAUGACAACGGAUCGAUGAUAAACAUUCCGCGUAAUCUUGUCGCUCGAUCAUCCCCUCGAAUGACACGGAGUAUAAAAUAAUCGGUUAUCAGCGACUAGAUAACGAAGCCGAGCGAUCGGAUCGCGAUCGAUCCCGAGAAACGAAAAUUACAGGAGAUCCGAAGGAAACUCCGUUUUGCCGCUGGGGGGCAGGUUUCGUGGCCGCGCAGGAUCGGAAGGAAGUAACGUAUAGUUCUCGUCGUUAGCAUCUCGGAACGUCAUAUAUCUUGGCAGUAAUGCGCACAAAUUAUGCGUCUCGCGCCUCCACGGAGCAACGGCCACUGAGAAGCGAACAGCGGUUGCGCGUUUACACUUACGGAUAAUCCUGUAUCCGCCGAUUCGCCUUUACCUUUCUACUCGACGGUUCCCACUGCCUUUUCUUUCCGUUUUGUUUCGUCGUCGAACAAACGAUCCGUCCGAACGACGCUUCGGGCGUCGUUCAUGUUCGUGAAAUUCGGUCUGCUUCGACACUGACGCCUCCGAGGGCCACAUCAUGCAUUCCUCGUCUACGUGACGUGUUGCACCUUCCCCAGGAUGAGCACAGUGCACGCCAUGUGACCCUUGCAGAACUCUUUCGUGAUCGAUUAUGCAGCGAAUUUUUAUUAAACUUACCGAUCCUUUUAAAACUGUUUAGGCGUGUAAAGUGUGCACCGGAUGAUAGAAUUCCCGGAGAAAGUGCGAAAGUGAUUUUUUGGAUGCGAGACUUUGAUGGUUUCGUGGACUCGUGCUUCGUAUUGCAUCGGAAAGGAAUUUUCGGAUCGAAGAAAUUGAGAAGUUAUAGAAGGAUACCGUUCAAAUAUUGUGGGAUUAUCUUUCUGGAAUUCUCGUGACACUGUCGCACAGCUGUCAGUGAAAAUAGGAAACAUCGAAUACCGUUACUCGGUAUCCUACCGAGGGGUCCGUUUACCUAGAUCCCGAAUGUGGCAGGCACGUGUCGGCAGUGCAAUUACUUGACGACGAUUGUCAACUGACUGGAAAAUUUCUGAAAUACCGCGAGUCAUAUUUCUGCAUUUACCGUUUUCAACGAAUCCCCUGUGAGUUUAAGUACUUACAAAAUAACGAUUAAAGAACUCGAUGGUUCCGCAUUUAAAGUUUGUAACAAAUGUUUCAUUAAAUUAGUGGAUUAAAAUUUUGAAUGGGUUAAGAAUAUUUUUCCACGAAAAGGUGUCGAUGGUGAAAUUGUUCAGUGAAGAAAAACGACAAGUUUUCGCCAGAGAUUCUCGAAAGGAAACAUCGUGCUUGUGUUGAGAAUAACGUCUGUGGAUUUUCGCGGCGAAUUUUCUACGAAUGGUACCUGUAGGAAUUCGCGCGACGCUGCUUUUGAUCGAUGUGGAAGCCAUGUUACCGGAUCGGCAAAACGGAUCGCGAGAAAUCGAUGUAGAACCGGGAGAAUCAGAUCAGCUGGACACAAUUCGGAGCUAGUGAAAUCGAACGGGAAAUCGUUGGCCAACAAUCGAGGAUCGACACACGUGGUCGGUCCUGUCGCUUCCACCCUACGGCCUUCCCGCUGGCGUGGCCAGCUACUAUGCGAAUUGAAGUUCUCAGUACCCUCGUCGCGGUGGUUUUGCUGACCGCAGUCCUGUGCCCGCGGCUUGCUGCCGCCAACAACCAUACUUUAUCCCUCUCCUCUCGUAAGAGCAGGGAAAAUCCUUUCAGAGGACAUAUCUCUCGCUGGACGCAGACCUUGGACGACACGACCAAGCGGAUGACUUAUCGAGAGAUGAACAUGAUUCUGCGACAGGAAGGAGGCGAGGACGGCCUUCCAGUCGAUUGCUGCCCUACGGUGGAGGAAAUGGUGGAACCGGUCGGCGGUCGAAAUCGGGAAAACAUGUACGUCCAGCUGUAUCGGGAUGGCCAGCACACCCAGAGGUUCUUCGAGUACUCCUGCAGGCCAGACGUCCUCGACAAGCCGUGCAGGUUCAUCGACCGGAAGUUCAGUAACCAGUCCAGAUGUGUGCAGAAGUUCUCGUACACUUACGCUAUCAUUGAAAAUUCUGGAUCGAAAGGUGGAAAGGAGGAGCACGGUAGGCAUAGGCACAGAGAACGUCUGAUCCCGACAUUUGCUGGUAACACGGUGGAUGGAUCGAUGUGGACGUUGGAUUACAUCGUGGUGCGAAGCGGUUGCAGCUGCGAAGUGAUGCCGAAACCGAAGAAGAAGAAGAAGUUUAAAAAGAGCAAGCCAAGGGACCAAGACUUAGACCUGGAGACGUGAGAUCUUUUGUGUGGGAAUCAGAGCAGAUUCCACCUUCGAUCUCGUGACGUUGCAGCGAUCAUCGAUACAGAUUAUGGAACGAUGAAUUCGAUGGAAAUACGAAAACGUUACCAGUGAAUGAGUUCUCUUUCAACGAAGAAGUUCGAACAAUCUUUGAGUUAUUGAAAGUAUUCUUGAACGAAAGUGCCUUAUCGUGAAGUUGAUCGACGAUUAUUUUAAGAUUUUAUCGUUGUAUUUAUUAUUAUAUGUAUACAGUUUGAGUACGUUUAAGAGUUAGCGAUAGAAUGCAAAUUUUGCCGUAUUAUUCCGUUUAUUUUUGAUAAGAUUGUAACGUUUAUAGUUGGGAAGUAGUACAACGAAUCAAGUAGAAUCUCCUUCGAACGAGUAGGUGAACAGACUGAUAUUACGAUUCGAGGAGUCGAACGCGAGACGUGUUCUGAAUUACAAACUAAUAUCAGGGUAUAUAUACAAUGUAAAAACAAUGUAACGAUAAGUAAUGGUACUUUUAGUAAUAGCGUCUCGAGUUAUGUUCGGUACUUAGGUAACUACGUGCGUUUUCAUCCGCGGCCAGUUAUUAUUAUUAUACUCUUGUACUGUACGUUUUAGAGAUAAGACACAGUUAGAAUAUUUUUAGGAUAAUUUUUAUGUUACUAAUUUAAGCUGUCGUGUUUCAUAGAUCUGCGCGCGAUUACGUGUCGAGCCAAACGCUACUUAAAAUUUAUUUAACUAACGUUAUUAGAUUUAUUCCUUUCUUUAAGCACUGACUAGAAGAAUUAGCGAGUGCAACGACGUUGCAUUAGUUGGUAACCAUGACAAUUAUUAAUAAAUCUGAAUUUGUUGUAAUCUAAGAUAUCGAAGAUGUAGAGUUUAUUUUGUACCGUGAACAUGUAGGUAUUUUUGUACGAGGUAAAUAAUAUCUUCUUAACGUUACAUUAAUUUAACGCAAAGCUGCCAUUGUUCGAACGAACGUUUAUCAGUUUAUCUAUUCCUUUGUACAUAUACACAGAACAGUAAAGAAACAUCGAAAGCAAUACACUCUAAUGCGUUAGAUUAAUGUAACGUGUAAAUUAUAAGACAAAAACACCUUUCUGUUUAGAAUCAAUAAAAUAUUCGAUGAUACUGUACUUAAGUAACUUGUAUUAGUCAGAUGUACACACCGACCACGUACUAUGCAUAACGUAUUUAUAAAUGUAUUAUAGUAAAUUACACCGUACGUUUAAUUUACACAAACCUUUCCCAAGUAUACUUUUCUUUUCUAUUACAAUAGCUGUCGUAUUAGUAUUUUAACAAACGAUUUCAACUCGAUAACAUUCAUGUAUUAUAACUAUGCAUCGCAGAUUUAUUUUCUGUA